This is a messenger RNA of Enterospora canceri, 543 nucleotides long. The record is from the annotation of a GenBank genome assembly. NCBI's taxonomy places the organism in Eukaryota, Fungi, Microsporidia, Enterocytozoonidae.
AUGGUAAUUCCGCUGUCAAUAUCACAGGUGUCAUUUCGUGUUGCAGCACUUUUAACCCCUUUUCGAAUGAGUAAAACAUUUGAAUUCUCACAUGGGACAAUAUUCGAUGCACAGGACUAUUUAAUCAGAAACGAUCUAGGACUAAGAUAUAUUUUCGAUGAAAAUGGGGAGGAGAAGAACUACAUCAGCCCAAACUGCUUCCUGACGGAACUCUACGACAAAAAUUACGGUACGACGAAGGCAGAGAAGAUUGAUUUCAGCCUGUACGCAUGCCACUCACAGGAGGACAUUCCAACGAGCUCGAACGAAGUCUACUCGAUCCGCUCGCUGCGAUGCAAUGUGCCUGGCUGCACGAAGGCGUUCUCGUCGACUCAGGGCCUCAAGUACCACAAACAGCAUUGCCAUACGGUUCAUAGGACAUUUGCGAAGAAGCCGUUUGUGUGCCACGUUUCUGGAUGCACGAAGAGCUACAAGAGCAACAACGGCCUCAAGUACCACAUGCAGCACGCCCAUGCUGGGAUUGACCAGGAAAGCAGCGGCUGA